Serinus canaria (Common canary) is the source of this 1060-nucleotide messenger RNA. RefSeq names its product leucine zipper and CTNNBIP1 domain containing (gene LZIC). Gene Ontology annotation, cellular component: cytosol; nucleus; beta-catenin destruction complex. Gene Ontology annotation, biological process: negative regulation of Wnt signaling pathway. Gene Ontology annotation, molecular function: beta-catenin binding. The transcript has 7 exons. NCBI's taxonomy places the organism in Eukaryota, Metazoa, Chordata, Aves, Passeriformes, Fringillidae. Bases 144 to 716 code for a protein of 190 amino acids. The record is from RefSeq and is a predicted model, not a curated record.
GGACGCUUCACUGACACCCUCCGCAGCUCUCCGCCCCCGCGGGCCUGCACGGGGGUCCGGUCCUCGCCCAGCGAGCAACCCCGCCGCCGCUGCCCAUCCCCGGAGUGUAAUGUAAAAACAACAUUUUCAUGUGAAAAUAGAAAAUGGCUUCAAGAGGAACAACAGAGACCAGUAAACUAAAACAAAACUUGGAGGAGCAAUUAGACAGAUUAAUGCAGCAACUUCAAGAUCUGGAAGAAUGCAGAGAGGAGCUGGAUGCAGAUGAGUACGAAGAGACCAAAAAAGAAACUCUUGAGCAGCUGAGUGAGUUCAAUGACUCCCUGAAGAAGAUUAUGUCUGGAGAUAUGACUUUGGUGGAUGAGCUCAGUGGCAUGCAACUGGCAAUACAAGCAGCCAUCAGCCAAGCAUUUAAAACUCCAGAAGUGAUUAGAAUGUUUGCAAAGAAGCAGCCAAGGCAAUUGAGGACAAGGCUGGCAGAGAUGGACAGAGACUUAAUGGUUGGGAAGUUGCCACGAGACCUGUACACCCAACAGAAACUGGAAAUUCUGACUGCCCUCAGAAAGCUUGGUGAGAAGCUCACUGGUGAUGAUGAGAUGUUCUUGUCAACAAAUGCUGGUACAGCCCUGAGCCAAUUUGAGAGAGUGUCCACUGACCUUGGAUCAGGAGACAAAGUCUUUGCUCUUGCAAGUGUUGAAGUAGAAAAGGCAAAACAAUGAAGAGGUUCGUGAGGCUUGUGUCUCCAGUUAUCAGCAGCAUUGGAUUUUGGUCAUACUACGUUUGGUUUUUCUAUUUCUUACAUGUUGAAAAAAAAGCAAAGCAAAACAAAAAACCCAAGCUCUAAAUCUCUUGGGUCCUUAACUAGAAGAUACGAAGUAAACAGCCUUAAGUGCACUUUGGGACCUUGGUGUCUGUACCCUUUAAGUAAUACAAGCUCUGAGGCUGAACACUAAGUGGAACUCUAGAACAAAAGCAUGGUAUGACUGUCUUUCGAAAGAGCCAGUUGUUUUGAACUCUUCUGAAUGUGUAUUUCUCUAACUAUUAAAACUUAAUCUUUUUUGCA